CGACCAUCAGUUAUUCUUCAAACGUCUACUUGUUGUGUCUUAUUUUCGUGUAUAGUGAGUGGUUUGUGCCGUGUCGGUCGCGGUUUUUAAUAUUUUUAUUUUAAAAUUUUUAUUUUUGUAUUUUGUUUUAGUGUUUUACUAUAUUUAGUGUAUAGCAUAGUACUUUUACAUGUGUAUUUGUUAACCGGGAAAUAAAUUCAAAUAUGAAAAAAGACAUAAAAAAAAGUUCGUACUACGUUUGGUUUCUCGGAGCUCAGGAAUGUAAGAAUGUGAGAGACGUAGAAAGCAUAAUUCCCGUGAUAUCGACUUUGGCGGAAAGGGAAAAGAAAGUGACACCAUAUAAGUUCACUCUCCAAGUAAGUCACAGGGGAUUAAAGAUCGUACACAAUGUUUCGGCAUUGAUUUCGUUGCCUGGCGGUAAGAGUUCGAAAAGUGACUUGGUCAAGCACCUAAUCCCCGAUCACGCGGUCACCUGCGUCCAUCAGGACGAGGACCUGGUGGCCGUCAUCCUACUCCUCUACAACCCCGUUACCAAGUGGCCCGUUCAUGUGCACGUCUAUCGUUGUGACACCGUAGAGACGGCGACUCUGCUUUCCACGCAAUUGCGAAUGCUGGUCGACCGACCGGAGAACAAGAAGAAACUCAAUGACAUCGAAUCGAGAUUGCAGACAAAAUCCGAAACGCACUGCAACGUUCGGAACGAUCGAAAAAAAGAGUCUCCGCCACAACCGCCGUUGUCGCCCGAGAGCGGGGUGCCGGGCCCAGGUCAUGUGACUACUCUGUAUGAUUCGUUGGCAGCCGAGUUGAAAAAAAAAUUGGGUACCGGAGGCAAGACCGGUGGCGUACCGAUUUUGUUGCCGCCCAGAGAUUAUGAUACCGUCCACAGACAUCGUGGAAAUCUAAACGGCAUCGACUUUAGACGGUGCAUGAGUGCUAACAUCGUCGGUGUCAACAGUACCGGCGCGAGACCGCAGCAAGAUUUUCGAAGAUCGGGUACGAAAAUGGGAUCGAGUGGCGGGUCUAGCGGGAUAGGAUCCGAUCACGCACCCAGUCCGGAACAAUAUGAACCGGAAAACGCGUAUGCGGAUAACAACUCGUCGUCAGAUGACGAUUGGAAUGCGAGUCCGUUAGAAGAACCAUUGUUUGCAAAACCUACCAAUGACCACCCGCUUCCCAGAAUCAGGAGACAAGACAGUGGUGUGGACAGUAGCAGUAGUCCAGUUACGUCACCGGAAAAAGACUAUUACAAUGGGAGACAAGAGCUACAGCACCAUAACAACGUUACAAAUUUUAAACGCCAAAACUUUGGUAAUAAUAACAACAAUAUUUCGCCAAAUCUAAGAGAAAAAUAUUCAGAUCGUAAUGUCGCGCUGGUCCAACCAAGACCGAGAAACUGUGAUGCGGCCAAGAACUCUGCGCAGACGCCCUUAACCGUACCAGAACACAGGAAAAAGCCUGUAGAAAUCAGACAGAGGACACCAUCACCAAAUCGUCCUACAGUCAGAGAAUCUCCGCGGGAGAGAUUCAAGGAUGCUAAAGAAAAGUUCCUUAUGUUGGAAAAAGAACGAAUUGACGAGCAACAAUCUGAAUUAAAGAAACGUCUUGAACGACAACGCAAAGAAAACGCAAUGCCCAUGAUCAGAGCAGCGGUCAGAGAAUCUUGUAAUUGGUCACGAAAUCACCAUUCAGACGACGAUGAAAUGGACAGGAAUCGGUAUGAUGACGAUGGUGAUUAUAACGACGACCAUUUUGGCCAUCAGAUGGUAAAAAAUUACAGAAGAACCAAUCAACCGAGAGAACGUCUAGAUACUGAUUACAAUAGUGGUUAUUCGAAGCCAAUUUCCAAUAGACAGUCUAGGAAGUAUCAGCACGAUCACGACGAAUCCAGAUUGGUGCCGAGGAGUUAUUCAGCCGAAGACUUCCCGCAAUCGGACCACAACUACCGGCCACCGCCACCGGACGACCGGCACAAAAACUCGCCACGCCGGGCCGCGAUACCGGAAGCACCUCGAGCCGCGCCCAGGCGUAAUCGUUACAACGACGUGUCGCCGCCACCGCCGGAACUGUCGUCGCGUGCGAACGAUUACAAACGACGGUCGGCCGCGUACGCUUACGAAGACGACGGUGGCUGUUGUCCGCCUACGAGUUACGGAGGCAGACCGCGCGGCGGUGAACCGGACAUCCGGGAGGCGGACGACGACGACGACGACGACGAUGACUGCGACGACGACGGUCUGCCGCCGACGGCGUCUGUCGGUCGAGAGUACAAGCGGCGAUCGGCGGUGUACGCUUACGAGGAACACCACCCGCACCACAACCAACACCCGAACAAGCACCAUCGUCAAAACCACCACCAACAGCAGCAUGACCUCGGCGGCAGCGGUUAUGGCGGCAGCAGACGCGAAGCAAUGUCGGACAAGCGGGCGGCGCAAGCGGCGGCGGAGGACAGCCCGUCGCCGAUUUCGCCCAGGUACAGGCACAGCUACGCGGAAGCGUAUCACAGGCAUCAGCACCAGCAGGCCCAGGCGCCGCAAGAAUCCGCGAUGUACCGUCACAACGGCUCAUUACAGUCGUCCGGUCGGAUUGGAAUCGCGGCGAUACACCCUUACUAAUGACACGAUUGUAUAGUAGCCAUCAUUUUUGUCGCGAACAUAUUAAUAAAUAUGCCGACGCGUAACCGAAUACAAUAAUACACACAAUAUAAUAUCGUAAUCGAUUGUAUAUAUUAUUAUAAUAUUAACCCACUGAGUGACUCGACGGUGUUAUUAUUAGU
This is a messenger RNA of Rhopalosiphum maidis (corn leaf aphid), 2773 nucleotides long. Its product is annotated as LIM domain-containing protein A. The transcript is spliced from 3 exons. The record is from RefSeq and is a predicted model, not a curated record. Bases 204 to 2612 code for a protein of 802 amino acids. NCBI's taxonomy places the organism in Eukaryota, Metazoa, Arthropoda, Insecta, Hemiptera, Aphididae.